This is a messenger RNA of Mugil cephalus (flathead mullet), 3459 nucleotides long. RefSeq names its product asparaginase homolog (S. cerevisiae) (gene aspg). Gene Ontology annotation, molecular function: asparaginase activity; protein binding. The record is from RefSeq and is a predicted model, not a curated record. The coding region runs from base 1211 to 2956 and encodes 581 amino acids. The transcript is spliced from 18 exons. NCBI's taxonomy places the organism in Eukaryota, Metazoa, Chordata, Actinopteri, Mugiliformes, Mugilidae. Gene Ontology annotation, biological process: amino acid metabolic process.
GACGCUUGCUCUCAUCGGAUGCAUCUAUGCCGAAGGAGAAAGGUGUCGAGCUGCGUCCUCAACGAGCCUUCGCCGUGCGUCACGGAGACGCGAGUCCUGGUCAUCAACACCGGAGGAACCAUCGGGAUGACAGAGUCGCCUGAGGGUAGCUAUGGCUAACGGGACUCACUGUUACGUUUCUGGUCUACUGAGAUCAGCGUGGUAUUUAGCAGGCACUGGAGUCCGGUUUACCGUUAGCAGGUUGUUGGCUCGUGUCAGUGUGCGCGUGACGCCUGGAGCAAAUCCUGCGUGACAGCAAUCGGCACAUGCAUCCUAAAAUAGUCCCACACAUUAGUUUACCCACUCUGCUGAGGCUUUGUGAUGAGAAGAGUUGAGCAAUAUGAAGCUACCUCGGUGCAAACUUUCUGAAUCCAUAUGUAAAAUGAACCAAUCUUUUCAGCGAUGGAUAGAUCCACCUUUAUUUAGCCUAAUAAUAAUAAUAAGUUGGAUCAGUGUGAUAAGUAAGUCGUUUCCUCCACCUGCACAAGAGACAGCCUAGUAAACUAAAUGGAAGCUUGUAAAUCUUUAAUGAGAACAAUGACAAAUGUGCUAAAAAGGAAAAAAAAAAGAAGAGACAGAGAAGAAAAAAGAAAAGCAAAAGAGAGAGAAGAAAAAAGAGAAACGAAAAAAGAAAAAAGAAGACAGAAUAAGAAAAAGGAAGAACAAUUAGAAAAAGAAAAGAGUAAUGGUGCUACUGUACCUUACUGUACCCUCUCCCCACCCCAACCCCCCAUCACACAGUUGGAUCACAACCUUUGAUUCUUGCAAUGAAUAACCACAUGUUGACAUGAGGUAUUGGGCAAGAUCUGGUGCGUCUAUAGCCAUGCCACAUAAUAUACAAAGUUCCUGCUGGGUUCAGACCUGACUGAAUCAAAACUCCUCCAAAGCAGCUUGUCCCUGUCUGUGUUUUUUUAUUGUUUUAUAGGAAGAGCUUUACUAAGCCAGCACAGUAACCCGUUUUAUGUUACAGUAGCCUUGUUCAGAUAUGAAAUAUCUGAAAUAUGAUAUUAAAUGGUUUAAGAUGACAAUGCCUUAAUGAGAAUAUAAAGGGUCUCUAUCCUGAACAUGUGCAUAUGUUUCGGUGUGUGUGCGAUCUGUCUAAUUUGUUAUGUUUAAAGAUCGCCAUUGGAACUGAGCUAUUAUGGGAAUCGCUUGCCCUCCAUGACUCUACAUGACUCUACUUUGGACUCGUCUUGCCCCAGAGCCCCAUGCCUUUGUGAAGAGCCUGCGUAAACUGGCCAUGUUCCAUGACGAGGAGUAUGCUAAGCAGACCGAAAUCGCUCAGCACUAUGGAUCUAACACCCUGGUCCUGCCGAAGCCAGCUUCCCAUUCUGACCUGCUGUAUCACGGGCUCUCUAAGGAAAAAAAGAGGGUAGUCUACACUAUCUUGGAGUAUGACCCUUUGCUGGACUCUUCUAACAUGACCCCAGAUGACUGGGACAAAAUUGGGAAGGACAUUAAGGAACAGUAUGAAACCUACGACGGCUUUGUGGUCCUUCAUGGCACAGACACUAUGGCCUACACGGCCUCUGCCUUGUCCUUCAUGUGUGAGCACUUGGGCAAACCAGUCAUUCUCACCGGCUCCCAGGUGCCCAUCUAUGAGCUCAGGAACGACGGCAGAGACAACCUGCUGGGCGCGCUGCUAAUUUCUGGCCAGUAUGUCAUCCCCGAGGUUUGCCUGUAUUUCUACAACAAACUCUACAGAGGUAAUCGCACAACCAAGGUGGAUGCCGGGAGUUUCAGCGCAUUCUCCUCUCCUAACUUGGCUCCUCUGGCUACGGCUGAAAUUGAUAUUACAGUCAACUGGAACACAGUGUGGAGGCCAAGCACCACAGCAAAGUUUGAGGUCACCACUAAGGUGAACCGCAACGUGGGCCUGCUCAGGCUGUUCCCGGGAAUCACCGCCUCUACCGUGAAGGCUUUCCUGCAGAAGCCCAUUGAGGGGGUGGUCCUGGAGACCUACGGCAGUGGCAACGCCCCCAAUAACCGUCCCGAUCUGCUGGCUGAGCUGAAGAAGGCCACCGACUCCGGCAUCAUCAUCAUCAACUGCACCCAGUGUCUGAAGGGAACGGUGUCUGCGUCCUACGCCACUGGGACGGUGUUGAUGCAGGCAGGUCUGAUAGCUGGAGGUGACAUGACUCCAGAGGCCUCUCUGUCAAAACUGUCCUACGUGUUGUCCAAGAAAGAACUCAGUUUAGAUGAUAAGAAAAAGAUGAUGGCUCGGAACCUUCGAGGUGAAAUGACUGAAGGACCCAAGCCGUGUCUAACCGACAGCCUCUUCAUUCAGGUCAUUGCCAAGUGUUUGAGCAUCAGCUGUAAGGAGGAGCUGGAAGCCAUUCGUGAAGCCCUGACUCCCCCGCUGGCAUGCGCCGCUGCUAAGAUCGGAGACCUGGAGGCCUUAAAGGCCCUCAAAGACACGGGCGCCAACUUGUGUCUGGGUGACUACGAUGGCCGUACACCGCUACACAUUGCUGCCAGUGAGGACCACCUUCCUGUGGUGCAGUACCUUCUGAGUCUUGGAGCGUCAGUCUACGCCAAAGAUCGUUAUGGGUUCACUCCCCUUAAAAGUGCUGUGCAGUCCAGGAAGAAGGAAGUUGUGAAGCUUCUGAGAAAGACUGGGGCCCACUUCUCCAGGGACGAGCUGGUGGAAGUAGGAACCGAACUGUGCAGCCUGGCAGCCGCUGGGGACGUGGAGGGCCUGGAAGUCUGGAGCCUCGCCGGGGCAGACAUGAAUAAACCAGGCUAUGAUGGAAAUACUGCAAUUCAAGUGGCCCAGGCUAACGGCCAAACGGAUGCGGUGACCCUUUUAACCAAGCUCCUGAACAGUACACAAACGUAUCCGCCAGUUUUCGGCGAAUUUGAUGGCGACGGUGACGAUUGGAGCGACGGAGUGAUCGAGUUCGCCCCGAUGAUGUGAGCUCGACCGACGGGAUCCGUCCUCUUCUUUCCUGCCAAGCCAACCUCGUAGCACUGUACUCUCUUUAAAUAUCUGCACGAGCAUUUUUUUUUCUUAAAGCCACCUAACAUCCAGUUUUCCCAUCCAAUUCUAUUAAUAGCACAGCAAACUGUAUAACCUCUGCUUUGAUUGUAUGAUGCUCAAAAUAUGACAGACGUAUGUAUAUGUUUGAUUAUUAUACACUAGUCUGUGUUUGAGGAAACGUGUCACUGUACUGAAUGUUUUAAUCAGAUGCCCUCAUUGGUGUAUUACUGUUGUUGUUGCCUAAUCAGCAAAUUUAUGGUGAACUUUGUUUUAAAAAAAAAGUUAAAUGACUAAAUGUCACUACUUUAUAAAGUAGUAUUUUCUUCUUCCUUUCUAUGGCAGUAUGUUGAUGAUGUCUGGAAGUACAGGGUACAUUUAGAUGUUAUUUUUGUGCUUAUUUUUAUAGCAAGAGUUGGAAUUUGUAAUGUGAACUUUAAAAA